Messenger RNA from Clonostachys solani, 390 nucleotides. The record is from the annotation of a GenBank genome assembly. NCBI's taxonomy places the organism in Eukaryota, Fungi, Ascomycota, Sordariomycetes, Hypocreales, Bionectriaceae.
AUGAGUGUGAAGGGAGAAGACGUCUCUAGUAAGAAGUAUAGGCGAAAGGAGCGGCAGGGAAGAAGGCCGUUUGUGGUAGCACUAAUUAACGCGGACGCGGAUGGCUAUAUGUUUUAUAAUAACUUCAUUAUAAAAGGGGCGAAGGGCGGCGAAGAUGCGGCUGACGCGCUUCUUGCUAGGUUGGUGGGACAGCCUAAUAAGGUGGACAUCCUAGUAAAGGCGUUUGCGAACGUGAGCGGGCUGGGUGCGGCACUUAAGCGUGGUGGGAAGGCAUUUGCUACUAGUUUUAGUAGUCAUCAGGCGUUUUUCGACUUUAUUAAUGUUAGGGCUGGAAAAGAAUGGGUGGAUUUUAAAGUUCGCAACACGAUUCUAGUUACGCUCUAUUCCUAG